This is a messenger RNA of Nerophis ophidion (straightnose pipefish), 3572 nucleotides long. It is a transcript of the gene slf1, whose product is annotated as SMC5-SMC6 complex localization factor 1. The transcript is spliced from 18 exons. The record is from RefSeq and is a predicted model, not a curated record. Lineage: Eukaryota; Metazoa; Chordata; Actinopteri; Syngnathiformes; Syngnathidae. Gene Ontology annotation, biological process: positive regulation of double-strand break repair. Gene Ontology annotation, molecular function: protein binding. The coding region runs from base 175 to 2400 and encodes 741 amino acids.
GUACGGUGACGUCACUCAGCCAGGAAAUAAAGCAAAUGCGCGAAUAUUAUGAAAACGUUUACAUUGCUUUUCUACCGCUAGUCCCUUUUUGGGGGUCGCUGAAGCCUAUCUCAGCUGCCGGUUGUAAAUGUUUUUGAUCAACUAGAUGCUGUGUGUUUCUGGCGGUAAGACUUCAUGGGGGUACAACUAGAAGAGACACCUGGAAGUAUGGCGAGCUGCUCUCAUGUCUUUCAGAUUUCUGGGAUCAAAAUUCGGGAUGAGAAGAGGUUUUUGAUCCAGGGCAUCCAUCAGUUGGAUGGAAAGUACAUCGGGGGCUCAGUUUUCCAGAGCGCUUGCACACAUCUCAUAGUCCCUCAAGUUUUAUCCAGUGAGAAGUUUUUGGCAUCUUGUGCUGCAGGAAAGUGGGUCGUUACUGUAAACUAUGUUCUGGACAGCGUUAAGAAUGGUUCCUGGCUCCCGGAGGAACCGUACGAGCUGUCUGUUUCCACAGGCACCAAGUCUGUCUUCUAUCCUGUCAGACAGUGGAGAGAGAAGGUGAUCAGUGGGAAAAUAAGCGGGGCCUUCCAGGGCUGGAGGGUUCUUCUCAUGGUCCGAAAUACUAACCGCUCGCCCGUGUUCAAACGGCUCCUGAAAGCGGGCUGUGCCAGUGUAUACAGCUAUCCUCCUCCAGCGGAUGUGUCCAUCACUCAUGUUAUGGCUAAGCCAAUUACAAUUGAUGCAAGAUCCCACAAUGCUCCUUGCAUUCCUGUAAGCCACAUUGUCAAGCACCUCUUUGGGAACAAUUCUGUCAACAUGAAUUUCAACAUAACAAAUGACUAUGAAACAAACGAGACCAGUGUUGUGGAUGUUGACUUCUCUGAACUAGAAACAGAGCUCAAGGAGUACGCCAUCAAACAAGAGAGGCGACCAAGAAUGUUCUUCCUUGAAUUUCUGGAUGACCAUGCCCUGUAUCAUCCUCAGUCACAGGCAAGUGAAACAGACCUCAGCAAUGUUGGCAGCAUGAUAGAAUGUGGCCUCUCCAUUGAAGCUCUGGACACAAUCCGAAGUGCAGUUUUCCCAGGGUUUCUGCCACCAGCGCCAUACAUGGUCUCUCUCAUGGAAUACGCCCAGCAGGGCAGUGCCACACCUGUCUUCAUGAGGAGUUUCCAGCAAAUAUUGCACAGGUUACUUGUUAACAACCCUCCUUGGCUCGGUCCCACUACCGUGAAAAAAUAUUUCAGUCAGCUGUUGCAGUGUCCUCGCUGCAAGACAGGGCAAUGGCCUUUUCUGGAGACAGCCAUCAGUUACUGCCUGUCGAGUGAGGCCACUUGUCACCGGCUCCCAGGACCGGCCCUGCCAACACUCUUGCAGUUCCACAGAGACCUACUGGAAUUCUUUCUCAAACUCUUCCAAGGGGAACUCCACUCUGUCACUACUUGUGAUUUCCAGCAGCUUUCUAGUGCAGCAACCUCUCGGGUAUCUACUUCAGGUACAUUGCUGUAUGGAACCUUCUGGACUGUGUGGGAGCGAUCAACACUGUUGUCUUGCGCUGUGAAAAGGCUCAUCCAACUCAUGAUGCAGGCAGCCUCAGCGCUAAUAGUGAGGUGUGGCUCAUUUUCUCCAAAGGACCAUGCUGGGAAGAACGAAAAUAAUCACAAACGACAUCUAGUAGACCUCCUGUUGGGUCUCUUGUCUGUGUUGGUGGAGUUUUGGUGUCAGCAGCACAUAAAACAGAACCAGAAACUCGUGGAAAAGGGCCUGAAAUGUCUUUCAGAGCAUUUUGCUGUCACGAGCCAAAGUCUGUCUUUAGUGUUCCUAGCAGAGCUGGUUGCCAAAGUUACAUCCACAAGACUUAGACUGGCGUUGGUGGAUGCGAUAUUCAGGAAUAUAUGUUGCAAAAAUGAAAUUACAGUGGGAGAUGAACCCCUGUCUCUCAAGAAAGUGAUGCUGUCCUACCUGCCUGCUCUAGGACAUUUAGCUCAAAGCCACCGCUGGAUGCAGCAUACCUCCAACAGCUGCACAGACCCGGACACCAACUGUGGAACUCUGAGCCCAGUGGAGGAUAAAUCGAGGAAAGAAUACAUCCUGAGAGCUCUGAACAAAGUUAAUGCAGCAGGAGAGACCCUCCUCCACAUAGCUUGCAAGAAGAACCAAGUGGAGACGGUGCUGCAGAUCCUGGCGCUUCCUGGCAUCGACGUCAACGUUAAGGACUACACAGGGUGGACCCCUCUGCAUGAAGCAUGUAACCACGGCAGCACCGCUUGUGUGGAGGCUUUGCUACGUCACCGCCCUGCCCCUUUCCUUAAGUAUGCGGUGGGCGGAGUCACUCCACUGCAUGACGCCGUGGUCAACGGACAUAUGGACAUCGCCAAAAUGCUUCUGGAAACUGCAGACUCUUGCACAUAUGCAGCCUGGCAAUGACAGCGCGGGUGACUACGUGGAAAGUCUGGUAACAUCUGAUCUUAAACCAGGACUGGUUUAGCGCUUUGUGAGAAAUGUAAAAGGGGCAUCUUGUGUAUAUCGUAUUUUUUUUCUGUGCUAAUGCAGUAUAACAUUGCCUUCUUCAUUCAAUUUGGUUGUUCGCUAUGUGUCAAAUGCCAACCUGGAGAAGUGGAUUGCACUUUGUCAGGCCUCUACCUUCACACCUGUGCAACUUGGGUGGACCAACUGAAGACUGAGGGCCUGUCUACAUUAAGCCGGAUAACUACUUAAACCAGAGGUCCCCAAACUUUUUGACCAGGGGGCCACAUUAGGUUAAAAUAAUUUGGCCGCGGGCCAGAUGUCGAACGCUGGCGGGCCGUAGUUUAGGGACCCCUGCCUUAAACGAAUAAUUAUUUAGCCUAAGCACCAUUUCAGCUACACCGAACCAUCGUUUAAGGUCCCCCUCCUUAGAUAAUUUUUCUACAUGGGUAAGUGCGCCGUGUAUUUCUUGAAUCUCCGGCUCCUCGCUUUGCAUGGACUCAUCGAUCGUUUACAAACUGGAGAAGAAGUGACGCUAGAAAGACAACGCACCACACAGGAAGUGAUGUCAAAAAGGCUACACCCCACACAGGAAGUGACGUCAUAAAGAACGCGCCUCAGCCAUCUUCAUAAUAAAGCUCUUUCGUAACUCUGAGCUAACCACUGGAAAUAUGGAUGCGAGUCAUCGGGACAUGCCCUUGUUUAUGUACACACGAAAGGAGAAAUCACACAUGAAUACCUUAAGAGAAAGCGAUUGCAGCUAUUUCGGAUACAACACUUCUCAGACGGCAAGAGAACUUUCGAAUUUCUAAUUCUACUUACCGAAAAACGUUGCCUAUUUGUCAAAGGAGAGUCAACGAGAAUGCAGGCUCCCGUGGAUGUGAUAAAAAAAAGGUAGCGUGUGCUUUGUAUUACCUGGCCGUCGAGGGAAGACUACGGAAAACGGUGACUACAUUUGGACUAGCAAAGCAGACUGUAUCAGUUAUUGUCCGCCAGAUUGUCGCAGGCUUAACGUCUAGGUCCAGAGUAUAUAAAGUCACCAACAACAAAUGAACAAUGAAGGUGAAGGCGAAAGACUGAGUGUCCUGACCAGAUCUCUAGAUCCCUAGAUUGAUUGAUGUAAAAUGUUCUUU